UAAAUGACAAUUUUUAGAUUAAUACUGUCUUCUAGUUAUAGGAAUCUUUAAGCUUUGAUACUAGCAAUCUUUCCAAAGAUGCUCUUCAUUCCAAUAUUUUAUAAAUCAAAGCAUCUCAACUUCUAUAUAUAACAUUAUUAUAAGUGCUAUCUAGCUGAACCAUACUCAAGACCUUGUUGCUUACUUGGCUUUUCUUCAUAGCCAUUGUUUAGAGAAAGGGCAACAACAAAACAAGAGAUGUGGGAUCUAUCAAGGGAAAAACUAGUAAUGGUAGUGCAAAACUAUUAUGACAUAAUCAUGGUCUUAUUUCUCACUAUAGGAUUAACAUAUUUAGCUUCAAGAGCUUGGAAAAAAGCUACAAGCAAGAGAGAAGACAUCCCUGGCCGGCUUGGAUUACCUCUAAUUGGUGAAACUUUUUCUUUUCUUUCAGCCAAUAAUAGUACAAGAGGUUGCUAUGAUUUUGUCAGACUUAGACGAUUGUGGCACGGGAGAUGGUUCAAGACAAGGCUAUUUGGCAAGAUUCAUGUAUUUAUUCCUGAUCCUGAAGGUGCGAGGACCAUAUUUGCUAAUGACUUUGAUCUAUUCAACAAGGGCUAUGUAAAAUCAAUGGCAGAUGCUGUAGGAAAGAAAAGCUUGUUGUGUGUACCAGUUGAGAACCACAAAAGAAUAAGGCGUCUUCUAUCUGAACCAUUCUCCAUGACUUCCUUAUCUGCAUUUAUCACAAAGUUUGACAAAAUGUUGUGUGGAAGGCUGCAAAAUCUAGAAGGAAAGGGGAAAAGUUUUAAGGUGUUGGAUUUCUCAAUGAAGAUGACAUUUGAUGCAAUGUGCGAUAUGCUGAUGAGCAUCACGGAAGAUUCAUUACUACGACAGAUCGAGAAUGACUGCACUGCUGUCUCUGAUGCUAUGUUGUCCUUUCCAGUCAUGAUUCCAGGCACAAGAUACUAUAAAGGCAUCAUGGGUCGUAAAAGGCUCAUGGAAACCUUCAGAGAGAUCAUUGCUAGACGUAGGACGGGAGAAGAAUCUCCAGGGGACUUCCUGCAGUCCAUGUUGCAGAGAGAAUCAUUUCCUGACAGUGAAAAGCUUGAUGACUCGGAAAUUAUGGAUAAUCUUUUGACAUUGAUAAUUGCAGGACAGACUACAACAGCAGCGGCAAUGAUGUGGAGUGUAAAAUUCCUACAUGACAACAGUGAUGCACAGGACAUACUCAGGGAGGAACAGUUGUCUUUAACCAAAAUGAAGCCAGAAGGAGCCUCCCUUAAUCAUGACGAUAUCAACAACAUGCGUUACGGUUUGAAGGUAGUUAAGGAAACACUAAGAAUGUCUAAUGUCCUAUUAUGGUUUCCUCGUGUUGCACUGAGCGACUGUACUAUUGAAGGGCAUGAAAUAAAGAAAGGCUGGCACGUUAACAUCGAUGCAACUUGUAUACAUUACGACUCAGAUCUAUUCAAGGAUCCAUUGAAAUUUAACCCACAAAGAUUUGAUGAAAUGCAAAAGCCCUACAGUUUUAUACCUUUUGGAUCAGGGCCUAGGACUUGUCUUGGGAUGAAUAUGGCAAAAGUGACAAUGUUGGUCUUUUUACACAGGCUAACUAGUUGUUACACGUGGACCCUUGAUGAUUUAGAUACUUGCUUAGAAAAGAAGGCACACAUACCUAGACUAAGGAGUGGCUGUCCAAUAACGUUGAAGUCCAUAAGCAAGAGCAUGCCAGAGGCAUAGACGGGUGUCAUGGAGAUUUACCAGAUAGCUAGUUCACUUAGCUAGUUCACACGUGAAAAAGCCCAAGACAGCUGCAUAUAUAGAUUUGAGGCAAACAGCAUAACAGGAGAUAAAUCUGCUAAAUAAUUAUUAAUGCAUAAUCAAAUUUCUCCACCACUUUCAAGAAUUGAUAUUCUUAAUCUAUUUAGUCUGUAUACUAUACAUAAAUAUAAAUUAAGAAAUAACUUAAGUUGCAACUUAAUCUGGUGGUGGAGGAUCAUGAGACCUGUUAUAACUUAGGGGUAAAUCAACACAAAGAAUAACCAGCAGCUUGUUAGAACAGUUCAUGUGAGAAGAGAACCACAUUUCCGGUGUUUUGUUCUGUUUGAAAUGUUGAUAAUCUCGGAUGGCAUUGCGUAGCACAAACCUCCUAAAAUGUUAUAGUGACAUAGACGAUAGUGGGAUAGCCGCUAUAAUGAUUAAAAACCAAAUUUUGAGUAUUUAUGUUUACUUUAUACACAAAAUUAAAGAGAUCAUCAUACUUAAUAGUUAAAGAAUCUAGUAU
Messenger RNA from Vicia villosa (hairy vetch), 2260 nucleotides. RefSeq names its product abscisic acid 8'-hydroxylase 1-like. The record is from RefSeq and is a predicted model, not a curated record. Bases 238 to 1716 code for a protein of 492 amino acids. Gene Ontology annotation, molecular function: heme binding; iron ion binding; oxidoreductase activity, acting on paired donors, with incorporation or reduction of molecular oxygen. Gene Ontology annotation, biological process: brassinosteroid biosynthetic process; sterol metabolic process; multicellular organism development. Lineage: Eukaryota; Viridiplantae; Streptophyta; Magnoliopsida; Fabales; Fabaceae. The transcript has 9 exons.